CUUUCUGAUCUGGGAGGUUUUGGGUGUUUUUGGCUUCUGAGCUUGCUUUGUUUUGGUCGAGAACUGAAUCUUUUGAAAAGGGCUUAACGACUUUCAGGAUUAAACUGAUUUUUACUGACUGUUACUGUUACUGUUACAUUUCUCAGUAGAAAACGAAAUAGGACUGUAGGAGUUGGGUAAUUGGGUGAUGGCUCGAUUGAUUCUGCCUUGCAAGACUCCAACUUUGUCAAAGACUUGUUUCUUGGGUUUGGUAUCCUCUACUCCUUUCCAGGUGACUCGUCGUGUUGCUUGUCGGCAUUCUUUCAAUGAUAUCUUAAAGCAUAGGUGGAUUGUAGGUUUUGAGGCUACUCAGCGGAGGAAUUAUAGGGUUCCAUCUUAUACGUUAUCUGGUGCUAAGAAAUUCAACCAGAGGUUAAUUUGCUCAGUCGCAACAGAACCAGUGCCGAAGCAAGUUGAGGAGCCUAGUAUGAAAACACCAAAAGAAAUUUUCCUCAAAGAUUACAAGCAGCCUGACUUCUAUUUUGAUACGGUGGAUUUGAAAUUUUCCCUGGGAGAGGAGAAAACAAUCGUAUCUUCCAAAAUAAGUGUCUACCCCAGAGUUGAAGGUGGUUCUUCCCCAUUGGUCUUAGACGGACAAGAUCUCAAGUUGAUUUCAGUAACUAUAGAUGGCAAGGCUUUGAAGGAGGAAGAAUAUUGCUUGAACCCACGCCACCUGACUCUUGUAUCACCUCCCAGUGGCAGAUUCACAUUGGAAAUCGUUACUGAAAUACUGCCUCAGAAGAACACUUCCCUUGAGGGGCUGUAUAAGUCAUCUAGUAACUUUUGCACACAAUGUGAAGCUGAAGGUUUCCGAAAAAUUACAUUCUAUCAGGAUCGUCCUGACAUAAUGGCAAAGUACACUUGUCGUAUUGAAGCUGACAAGUCCUUAUACCCUGUUUUGUUGUCUAAUGGAAAUCUCAUUGAGCAAGGAGACCUACAGGGGGGCAGGCAUUAUGCUGUAUGGGAGGAUCCCUUUAAGAAACCAUGUUAUCUGUUCGCACUAGUUGCUGGACAGUUGGAGAGCAGAGAUGAUACUUUUAUUACUCGAUCAGGGCGUAAGGUCUUACUUAAAAUCUGGACCCCAGCACAGGAUCUGCCCAAGACAGCCCAUGCCAUGUAUUCUCUGAAAGCUGCUAUGAAAUGGGAUGAAGAUGUCUUUGGGCUUGAGUAUGACCUGGAUCUCUUCAAUAUUGUUGCUGUUCCAGAUUUUAACAUGGGUGCCAUGGAAAAUAAGAGUUUGAAUAUUUUCAAUUCCAAGCUUGUCUUGGCAUCUCCGGAAACUGCAAGUGAUGGAGACUAUGCUGCAAUUUUGGGUGUGAUUGGGCAUGAGUAUUUUCACAACUGGACAGGCAAUAGAGUGACAUGUCGUGACUGGUUCCAGCUUAGUUUGAAAGAAGGGCUCACUGUCUUCCGUGAUCAGGAAUUUUCAUCUGAUAUGGGCAGCCGUACUGUGAAGAGAAUAGCUGAUGUUUCGAAGCUUCGAAUUUAUCAAUAUCCUCAGGAUGCUGGUCCCAUGGCUCAUCCCGUUCGACCUCACUCUUAUAUCAAGAUGGACAACUUCUAUACAGUAACGGUGUAUGAAAAGGGAGCUGAAGUUGUGAGGAUGUACAAAACCCUUUUGGGGAAGGAAGGAUUUAGAAAAGGAAUGGAUCUCUAUUUCAAGAGGCAUGAUGGUCAAGCUGUUACUUGUGAAGAAUUUUUUGCAGCCAUGAGAGAUGCAAAUGGUGCUGAUUUUUCCAACUUUUUGCUGUGGUACUCUCAAGCUGGAACUCCUUCUUUGAAGGUUGCCUCUGCAUACAAUCCUGAAGCUCGUACUUAUUCUUUGAAGUUUAGCCAGGAGGUUCCCCAAACCCCAGGGCAGCCAGUGAAAGAGCCUAUGUUUAUUCCUGUUGCCAUAGGUCUGCUUGAUUCAACUGGCAAGGACAUAGCUCUGUCUUCUGUGUAUCAUGAUGGAAAGUUGGAGCAACUUGGUAGCAAUAGUCAACCAGUCUAUACUACCAUUCUCAGAGUAACAAAGAAAGAAGAAGAAUUCAUUUUCAAUGAUAUAUCUGAGCGGCCGAUUCCAUCCUUGUUACGAGGUUUUAGCGCUCCUGUGAGGCUUCACUCUGAUCUAACCGAUAGUGAUCUAUUCUUCCUCCUUGCUCAUGAUUCUGAUGAGUUCAACCGUUGGGAAGCCGGGCAGAUCUUGGCUAGGAAGCUUAUGCUUAGCCUGGUGGGUGAUUUCCAGGAGAGUAAGACCUUGGUUCUGAACCCACAAUUUGUACAAGGACUCAGAAGCAUACUUUGUGAUUCAAGCCUGGACAAGGAGUUUAUCUCAAAGGCAAUAACCCUGCCUGGAGAGGGAGAGAUUAUGGACAUGAUGGAAGUUGCUGACCCAGAUGCUGUUCAUGCUGUUCGAAAUUUCAUCAGAAAGGAGCUUGCUUCUGCAUUAAAAGAAGAGUUCCUCAACACAGUGAAAAGUAACUGCAGCUCAGAACCAUAUGAGUUUAACCAUCCCAAUAUGGCUAGGCGUGCCCUCAAAAAUACUGCCCUUGCAUAUCUUGGGUCUCUUUCUGAUCCAGAAGUUACAGAGCUUUUACUAAAUGAAUAUAGGACUGCUACCAAUAUGACGGAGCAGUUUGCAGCUCUUGUUGCCAUUGAACAGAAGCCUGGCGAAAUUCGUGAUCAAGUUUUGGCUGAUUUCUACAACAAAUGGCAGCAUGACUUUUUGGUUGUAAACAAGUGGUUUGCACUUCAAGCCGCAUCAGAUAUUCCUGGGAAUGUUGAAAAUGUCAAGAAGCUUCUAGCACAUCCUGCCUUUGAUUUGCGCAAUCCAAACAAGGUAUAUUCAUUAAUUGGAGGGUUUUGUGGAUCACGAGUCAACUUCCAUGCAAAAGAUGGAUCAGGGUACAAAUUCUUGGGGGAGAUCGUAGUGCAGCUUGACAAAUUGAAUCCUCAGGUGGCUUCUCGAAUGGUGUCAGCCUUCUCAAGGUGGAAGCGUUAUGAUGAAACUCGGCAAAAUCUUGCCAAGGCACAGCUCGAGAUGAUCUCGUCCUCCAAUGGGCUUUCAGAGAAUGUGUAUGAGAUCGCAUCAAAGAGCUUAGCAGCAUAAGUUGAUCCUGCUUACCAGCCGGGUGGUCGAGAUUCCCAUAAGAGAGAGCUUGCUUGUUUCACUAAAGACAACUGCCUUAGCAUGUCCAGAGAAACCUGUUUCAGAAAGGGGAAAAAUAAAAAUAAAAAUUACAACAGUGAAAAUUGUUUACUAUACUAAAGUUUAAGUGUUAUUUUGCAGAUCCAGUUUUAGAUUUGUUUUCUUCUUCCACCUUUGGAGUGAAAAUUUUCUAUGGCAACUAACUCCCUAUAUCAUCAGUUCUUCACAUGAAACACAGCUCAUCUGGUUGUGUAAUGUAAUGCGUGGGGCAGACGUCGUGACAAAGGUUCAAAAGCAUCAAAGCAAGAACCUUUCUUUCACAGGAUUCCUGUGAAAUCUUUGCUUAGUCUAUUGGUCAUGACAUUCACAAGUCAAGAAUGACUUGCAAUAAAAAUGCGACCGAUCUCGUUCCCCUGUUUC
This is a messenger RNA of Coffea arabica (coffee), 3589 nucleotides long. NCBI's taxonomy places the organism in Eukaryota, Viridiplantae, Streptophyta, Magnoliopsida, Gentianales, Rubiaceae. The record is from RefSeq and is a predicted model, not a curated record.